Lagenorhynchus albirostris (white-beaked dolphin) is the source of this 3196-nucleotide messenger RNA. RefSeq names its product slingshot protein phosphatase 3 (gene SSH3). Bases 496 to 2445 code for a protein of 649 amino acids. The record is from RefSeq and is a predicted model, not a curated record. Lineage: Eukaryota; Metazoa; Chordata; Mammalia; Artiodactyla; Delphinidae. Gene Ontology annotation, cellular component: cytoplasm. The transcript is spliced from 14 exons. Gene Ontology annotation, biological process: protein dephosphorylation; negative regulation of actin filament polymerization; actin cytoskeleton organization. Gene Ontology annotation, molecular function: actin binding; protein tyrosine/serine/threonine phosphatase activity.
ACUUAAGACCCACGGGUUCUGGUCCUCUCCAAGACCCGGGUCCUCAGUCCUUCCUCCCUAGGUCCCAUCUCUGCUGCUAGCAGAACGGUUGAGGCCCAGAGCACAGCUCAGGUGACCUAACUGGGCGGAGCAGGGAGGACAGGGGCAGGGGCGCCUCCUGUGAGGAGGGACCGAACCCUGAACCCAACGUAGGCUGCCCCUUCCCGCCGCUGUUGCCGGGCUCCGCACCUGCGCCCCGCCCCCAACGUGUUUCGGGGGGCGGGGACGAGGCGGACCGAACCUGUGGAGACACGAAGGGAGGGGCGGUGGCCACUGUUUGCGGGCUCCUCAGGUCGGGCUGGACGGGUGUCUGGCCCUUUAAGGUCCGCCCUCGAGGAGGUGCCAGGCCCUGGUGGCUCCGGACUCUCCUUCCUGGUCCUGCGGGGCAGGGACUGUCCGUGGGGCUGCGGGAGGGUGCUGUGCCCCUGCCGGCCCAGGUGCCCCCGGUCUGGUCCCAUGGCCCUGGUCACAGUAAGCCGCUCGCCCCCGGCCGGCGGCCACUCCACGCCUGUGGGGCCCACGCAGGACCAGGUGUCCCAGCGCAGAAGCCGGCUCCAGCGAAGGCAGAGCUUUGCAGUACUCGGCGGAGCUGUCCUGGGACUGCAGGAUGGAGGCGAUGAUGGAGAUGCAGCCAAGGCCAGCUCUGAGCCAGUGGAGGACCCCCCCGGGGAGGAGCAGCCCCACGGGGACCAGACAGACGACAGGCAUGGGCCCCAGAGUCUCAGGAAGCAGGAACAGAGUCAGCACCUGCGCCUCAUGGUGGGGCUGCUAAGGCCACAAGACGACAUCCGCCUGGCAGCCCAGCUGGAGGCGGCCCGGCCCGCCAGGCUCCGCUACCUGCUGGUAGUUUCCACAAGAGAACGUCUGAGCCAGGAUGAGACAGUCCUUCUGGGAGUGGAUUUCCCUGAUAGCAGCUCCCCCAGCUGCACCCUAGGCCUGGUCUUGCCUCUCUGGAGUGACACCCAGGUGUACCUAGAUGGAGACGGGGGCUUCAGUGUGACAUCUGGUGGGCAGAGUCGAAUCUUCAAGCCAGUCUGCAUCCAGACCAUGUGGGCCACACUCCAGGUGUUGCACCAGGCAUGUGAGGCGGCUCUAGGCAGUGGUCUUGUGCCAGGGGGCAGUGCCCUCGCCUGGGCCAGCCACUACCAGGACAGACUGAGCUCUGACCAGAGCUGCCUCAACGAGUGGAUGGUCAUGGCUGACCUGGAGUCUCUGCGGCCUCCCAGCAUCGAGCCCGGCCGGCCCUCAGGACAGGAGCAGAUGGAGCAGGCGAUCCGGGCUGAGCUGUGGGAGGUGUUGGACUCCAGUGACCUGGAGAGCAUCACUUCCAAAGAGAUCCGCCAGGCCCUGGAGCUGCGCCUGGGAUGCCCUCUCCAACAAUACCGCGACUUCAUCGACAACCAGAUGCUGCUCCUCAUGGCCCAGCAAGACCGGGCGUCCCGCAUCUUCCCCCACCUCUACCUGGGCUCAGAGUGGAACGCAGCGAACCUGGAGGAGCUGCAGAGAAACAGGGUGAGCCACAUCUUGAACAUGGCCCGCGAGAUUGACAACUUCUACCCCGAGCGCUUCACCUACCACAACGUGCGCCUCUGGGAUGAGGAGUCGGCCCAGCUGCUGCCCCACUGGAAGGAGACGCACCGCUUUGUGGAGGCUGCAAGAGCGCAGGGCACCCGGGUGCUGGUCCACUGCAAGAUGGGCGUCAGCCGCUCGGCCGCCACAGUGAUCGCCUACGCCAUGAAGCAGUACGGCUGGAGCCUGGAGCAGGCUCUGCGCCACGUGCAGGAGCUACGGCCCAUCGCCCGCCCCAACCCCGGCUUUCUGCGCCAGCUGCAGACCUACCAGGGCAUCCUGACUGCUAGCCGGCAGAGCCAUGUCUGGGAGCAGAAAGUGGGUGGGGCCUCCCCAGAGGAGCCCCUGGCCCCCGAGGUCUCUACACCGUUCCCACCUCUUCAGCCAGAACCCGGGGGCAGUGGGGAGCUGAAUGUGGUGGGGUUGGAGGAGAGCCAGGCAGCCCCAAAAGAAGAGCCUGGGUCACGGCCCCGUAUCAACCUCCGCGGGGUUAUGAGGUCCAUCAGCCUCCUGGAGCCAUCCUCAGAGCUGGAAAGCACCUCAGGGGACGGUGACCUGCCAGAGGUUUUCUCUCCAGAGGAGUUUUCAGAUGAAGACCCUCCACAGCCCUUCCCUCAGCUCUCAAGCGCCAAGGGAGGCCAGCAGGCCCGCAAGGGGCCUUGGCCUGCCCUGAAGUCCCGCCAGUCUGUGGUUGCCCUCAACAGCGCCGCCCUGGUGGCCAGCCGGACCCAGGCCUUCCAGGAGCAGCGGAAGGCUGGCUGUCCGUCCACACCCAGGCACCAGAAGGUGGUGAGGCAGCCCAGCGUGGAUGACAGUGGCGAGGAGGGCGAGGUGUGAGCCCACACACAUUCCCAUGCCCCCCUAGACACAAACAGAGGUGCCAGGACACAGCUCCUGGGAUGAGCACCCCUCACUCCUGUCGGCCUGUCCACGUUCCUCUUAGCUCCUCCCCAGGAGGCCCCAGACUCCUGUCACUACAGCCUCAGCACUACAGCCUUAAGUCUCAGACCCAUGUCCACCUGUCCAAGGGCUCAAGAUUUCCUCCACAUUUGGGGAUGCCGUAGAGAGACUGAAGGUGCCUUUGCGGGCAACAGUACCCUAGCUUCAUUCUCACCUGCUGCCUGAAACACACACUUGCAGCCAUGGAAUAAAAAACAGAGUUUCUCAGUGCAGAAAGGCUAAUGCUCCCUCCCUCCCCUACUCCUGUCUGCCUCAUCCCCCCGACCCCAUUUCACUCCUGGGGCUCUGCAGAGAACCAGUGGCCCCCAAAGGCCGAGAGUAACCUCAGUCCCCAAACGUGGGAGUUUCUGAGGAGUGGGGAGCCAGAGCCCUCUGAUGGGGCUGGCCGGUCAGCCUCCCUCACACCCCCCAUAAGCAGCCUGAGUCUUCUGCUGCUGCCCCCAGCACCCUCCACCUGCACUGCACUGGAGCACAGGGCACUACGCCAAAGAGUCUUCUUUCUCAGCUUCAUGGCCUCUGGCCAGUUUUUCAUAGUCUUAAUAGUGUCUGGCUUUGUACUUAGAAAGAAAAAACAUUUUCAUAUUGUUUUCAAUUUUAUGAUAAAGCUUGUCGGUCCACUCUUUCUCUG